Messenger RNA from Gigantopelta aegis, 2517 nucleotides. RefSeq names its product E3 SUMO-protein ligase ZBED1-like. Gene Ontology annotation, molecular function: protein dimerization activity. Bases 510 to 2015 code for a protein of 501 amino acids. NCBI's taxonomy places the organism in Eukaryota, Metazoa, Mollusca, Gastropoda, Neomphalida, Peltospiridae. The transcript has a single exon. The record is from RefSeq and is a predicted model, not a curated record.
AUGGUAUCCGUUUAAACGAAUUAUGACGUAGCGAUGAAUGUGAGUCGUGACGUCAUCCACUAUCCCAUAGACCUUAUUCAAAAUGGAGGGCAAGAAAAGAUCGCCGGUAUGGAAAUUCUUUUCUGUUGUAGAACAGGGGGGUAAAACAGGCGCUAAGUGUUCGCUGUGUGCAGCGACAACGUCGUACUCAGGGGGUAGUACGGGAACUAUGGCGAAUCAUUUAAAGUUCAAGCCUAAGUCCCUAAUUAACAUUGACAAUAAUGACAAGAACGGCAACGCCCAUUCUCAAAAGCUAAUAACUGCGUUCAGCCAACGUGCUACCAGCAUGUCAAAAGAACACUGGCAACGAUGCGCCGAGGCAUUGGCGUGUAUGUGCGCUCGUGACCUUCGCCCUAUGAGUAUUGUUGAAGAGGUUGGUUUCAAAAACUUUUGCAAUACGUUAAACCCAGCAUUUAAAGUUCCAGGAAAAACCACCAUUGCUAAAUACAUAUAUUAUCAGUUAUGAUGAAAUGAAAGAAGAACUGGUUCGCUUGUUAAACAAACAGAUCGGGGUGGCACUUACGUGUGACCACUGGACAAGCUGUGCUGUCGAGGGAUACGUCACUGUUACUGCUCAUUUUGUUGAUGACGAAUUUUACUAUCACAAUUGCGUACUAGAAACACGUCAAACAACAGAACGACACACAGGGAUGAACAUAGCUCAAGAUCUAAAAGUUGUUAUCAGUGAGUUUGGUAUUGAGAAAGAGGGAGUAACUGCUCUGGUCUCUGACAAUGCGUCUAACAUGGUUGCAUGUAUGGAGCACAUGGGUGGAAUUAUGCACAUAAGGUGUUUUGGACACACCCUCCAGCUGUCAAUUAGAGGCGCAUUCGAUGACAUACCAUCAAUUUCAGGUACCAUCGUCGCUGGUAGAAAGCUUGUAUCAUACUUUCGCCGAUCAGUUGUCGCUAACAACGAAUUGAAAGUCCGCCAAAAACAAAUGCACUUAACAGAACAUUCACUGGUAUUAGACUGUCCAACGCGUUGGAACUCGACAUUUGACAUGUUUGAACGACUGAUUGAACAACGUCUAUCUGUCUAUGCUGUCGUACACAACAUGAAAAGUCCAGGUGAUGCCCGAAUACUCGAUCUGACCGACAGUCACUGGACCAUCAUAGAGGGGAUGAUACCUGUACUGAAGCCACUCUAUAUGGCCACACGGAUCAUGUGCUCAGAAGAGUAUCCGACCAUUAGUGGACUCGAUCCUAUCCUCUAUAGCUUGAAAAACCACCAUCUUCUGGUAAAAGACACUGACUGUGUCAGUGUGGCGACUUUCAAAGAAAAGUUACUCGCAGACAUUCACAGACGUUACAGUCUCAACGACGACAAGAUACUGAGCAGCCUUACUAUGCUUGCUACUUUCCUUGACCCAAGAUACAAAAAUCUGCCAUUUCUAUCUGAUGAGCAAAGAGAAACUGUGAAAGCUAAUGUUCUGUCCGGUGUGAAUGCACUGCAAAUUCCCAAUGAUUAUCAAAACAACCCCUCCCAAAUAGAUGCAUCCACGAGCGCUUCGCCUACGGUUUCUGCAGAUGCUGAUGGAAUUGAGCCCUGUUUGAAAUAUGCUAAAAUGUCGCAAGAUGAAGUGUCAUUCCUGCUCGGGCCUUAUUUUAACACAGAAGAGUGUGAGAUCAUUGUUCCCACGUCAAGUAGUGAGGAGUUGGCUCUUUACAUGACCGUGAAGCCAAUCGGCACAAACAAGAAUCCGUUUGAUUGGUGGAGACUGAAUAAAACGGUGUAUCCAACACUAGCUGUACUUGCGAGACAUGUUCUGUCUGUGCCCGCCACGUCCGUCCCCUCAGAACGUGUUUUCUCAGUUGCAGGCGGAACUGUUACAAAACUGCGUGCUUCUCUCGAUUCAGAUUCGGUCGACAAGCUUAUAUUUCUGAAUAAGAGCAUCCGCGAUAAAAAUGUCCAACAAGAAAAAGCUGUUCAAGAGUCUGCCGCCACCGCCCUUGUGAAACAGGAGCCAGUCAAAUGAAACUGUUGAUGUCGCCGAGACUCGGCCUGCUCUACCCCAGUUUGAUCGACUUAACUGAAACGUUUCGCGUUGAAAACAGUUUUUGUUAUUUAAUAUUGCUGAAACUAUUAAUGUCCAAGAUUUGCGGCUUCUUGUUUCAUUAUUUUUUUAUAGAAACCUUUUUUUUUUCUUUUUUUUUUAUAGAAACCUUUUUUUUUUAAACUUGAAAACAUUGAGUAAAUUGAAAAAAUAAUUUUAUGUUGUGCUGACUUGUGCUUUUGAUAUUUAAUAUGGCUGAAACUAGUUCUUAGCAAGGAAAAAUAUAAUAUUAACGUCUCAGAUUCGCCACCUACUCUUGCACCGUUACAUUAUUUUAGUUGACACUUUUACAUUUGAAAAAUUGAGAACAUUGCAUAAUGGAAGAAUUCUGUUGUUGUGUUAUGCAUAUUUUGAUAUUAUGGCUGAAAAUAGUUAUAUUCUGUUCAUUGCUUCAUACUAAUUCCAAUAAAUUAUGGAAAAUGGG